UCGAUCGCACGCGCACAUCUCGCGACGUCAAAUACUUUGUGGUUAACACACAAGCCUCAAUCCGGCACGUCGGUGAUGAUGAGCUGGGAGCAGGGACACGACCGAGGCGAUAAGUUGGAGAUCAACGAGGCGGUUGGGAAACUUCUGCUGUCAUUCAACUAUGACACCAUAGUGGCUCAGCCUACCAAAGGCGGCGGCUGUAUGCGCAGGAAACACGUGAAGAGGCCGAUGAAUGCGUUCAUGGUGUUCGCGCAGGCGAUGCGCAGACGUCUCUCCGAGCAACGACCCUCGCUGCACAACGCUGAGCUCAGCAAGUCCUUAGGAUCUAUGUGGAAAAGCCUGAGCGACAACCAGAAAUUACCGUUUAUCAAGGAAGCGGAAAGGUUGCGUACCCAACACAAACGGGAGUACCCCGACUACAAAUACCAACCUCGUCGCCGGAAGCCACCACCGGCAACCACGACGAGGUUGAAACGUGAAAAGACCCCGGAGCUGGACUUCUCCCGCAUCGAGGUCGACGGGGCGUUGUUAGCGGAUGGCACGCCGGAUGGCGCCGAACUAGACCAGUACUUGAAGCCAGCGCCUAUUUUAGACUACCACGAGAUGCAACCACGAUACACUCACAGCUUACAGCAUCCUCCAGGACUGUAUUCUCCCCCUAUACCCUCACAUUUACACCCACCGUGUGGAGAUUGGCAACACUACCCAGGACAUCCCUAACAAGAAAAAAAACCUCCUUGUGGGUGACAUAAGUUCCAUAUCGUGAAUCUAAACAUUUAAAAUAGGUCAUAGUUUACAAAUAUUUAAGUAAUAGGUAUUGUAAAUAUCAUGGUAGAUAUCGCCACAUGGGUUUGGAUCCCGCACGUGCGUUUAAUCACAUCGCAAAGCAAACAUUGGAAGAACAUGUUGAUAUCUAAGAUUGACAUUAUAAAUUAUAAUAGACCAUCGACCGCCCGUGGCUUCGUUUGGCGAAAACAUUUAAAUCCUCUUUAUUCCCUAUUCCGUGGGAAUUUUUCAAAAUUCGGCCUUAUGAUUCCUUGUCUACGUCACGUCGGCUACGCAACCUCAAAAUUUCAUCUUCCUAGAUUCAAAGAUUUGGGCUGAGCGUUGAUGAGUCAGUUAGUGAGUCGGGACUUUUCUAUUAAUAUUUUUUUUAAAUAAGGCCAAAAAUAAACAUAAGACAUUAGGUACCUUUAUGUAUGAUGUACCUACAUAAUUAUUUCCACAUUAUUUUUAGUGUAGAAUCCUAGAUGCUUUUCGAAGUAUGAUUGUCGUCAAGCGCAAGUCUAUCUUGCAAUAAGCAGUAUGGUCUCGAAAAUAUUACAUAAAAUAAUACGAUCAACUAAGUUGAAAUCCGAACUUUCUUAAAAAGGUAAUCCGAAUAAGGCGUUUUUCACGUACCUUAAUACAAAGCAGAUUAUUAUUAUAGGUAUACAAUAUACAUACCCACGUCAUUUAAUUAAUAUUGAAUGGCAGCCACUCCGUGUAAAUAUUGGCAGCAGGUUAUUAAUUUUUUAUAAGUCGUACUUUAAGUUUGUAGUUUAAAGGCAGAUUAAGGCUGUAGCUUAAAGGUAAUCGCAUACUACAAGAGUCAAUCAAGACUACGUGCAAAAGGCGCAAAACGCGACUUCUUUUUCUGCACUUUUCUGCCGCGGAUUUUUACUGAUGACGCGUUGCAUUUCGCACGCGUAAAAUCAACUAACCCGUAAAAUAAACCCGUACUAUCACCUUGCAACUCACGGCUUUUUUCUAGUAGAAUGUGAUCAGCUUUAUUUUAUGUUUUUAAUUUUUUUUUUAUGUUUAAUAGUCAUGGCCGGAUUAAGGCUUGUAGAGGUCUAGGCAAUACAACCCUUGGGACGACCCCUCUCCUCUCCCCUUUUAAUAUAAAUAAUCCAUGAUAAAAGGUUCGAGUGCUACUAGUUUCAUAGCAGAGAUUAAAAAAAUUCGCCCUGUAUGGGCUGUGGCCCGUCAUGAGGCGCCUAAGGGUAGGAGGACCAGAGGUAGCCUAUGUAGGCCUGUGUUGCCUAUGCGGAUAAUCCAGGAUUAUCUAUAUAGUAAAGUUAAUGUACGGCUAGGAACGAAUCAAGUGGCAAUUCGGCGCGCAGAGUAGGUAGGUAGUAGUAAACACCCGAAAAAUCUGAUCGGAAACGCAUCGGUGUACUGCAAUAUGUCGUAAAGGAGUACCUACACUAAAGAUGAUGGAAAUACCAGUGGUCCAUAUUGUGAAUGGAAAAAUGCGCACGGAUUGGAUACGUCUUUUAUUACUUAUUGUACUUAGAACUAAUUCGCGCUCACGGAAUUCCACUAGAUUUGUCCCUGUCUUUAAGUUCAUGAAAAAACCUCAAAUUCCAAAGUUAAUUGUAUUCGUCUAUGUAUUUGCCUUCUCAGGUUAUUAGUUAGUUUUUAAUUUUAAUAAUCUCCUACUUUUAAAAUUUCUAAGUUAUUAUUGUGAUUAGGUAAUUAGUUAUCCGUACGUAAUGUUAAUGUUAUCUUUUUAAAUAAAAGUUUUUAUUGACUUCAAAA
Messenger RNA from Maniola jurtina (meadow brown), 2523 nucleotides. Its product is annotated as sex-determining region Y protein-like. Gene Ontology annotation, molecular function: DNA-binding transcription factor activity, RNA polymerase II-specific; RNA polymerase II cis-regulatory region sequence-specific DNA binding. The transcript is spliced from 3 exons. Gene Ontology annotation, biological process: anatomical structure morphogenesis; negative regulation of transcription by RNA polymerase II; positive regulation of transcription by RNA polymerase II. The record is from RefSeq and is a predicted model, not a curated record. Lineage: Eukaryota; Metazoa; Arthropoda; Insecta; Lepidoptera; Nymphalidae. The coding region runs from base 76 to 720 and encodes 214 amino acids.